CUGUUCAAAGAUGUGGACCAUCAUUCAGAAGUUGUGGAUGGAUGCCACUCGCGUGUGCGCUUGCCAUUGCUACUCACCUACUUAAAUUCCCUGUUUCUCUGCAACCCUGUCAUCAUAUCCCACACCCUCCGGUUUAUCAUAUCCAUCCCUCUGUUAUUUCUAUAUCAUCUGACCGCUACCAUGUCUUUCAAUACUGCUGCCCAGUACGGCUAUCCUUCGGUUAUGCCACCCCCAUACCCGGGUUGCUAUGAACUACUUCCCCCCCGUCGGCCGCGCACUUCCACGGUGACACAAGAUACAAGUACUCAAUGGCAUCAUGACGCACAGCGAAUGCCAGGAUUACACGCGACAAACAACUUCCAACCACCUGCGCCCAGCAGGGAUUACUCAUGCGUGCGGAAUCAUACCGAGGUUCAGAAUGAUUGGGCUAUGGCGGCCAGAGAGCAAGAGUUGGCGUGUCAGCUGCAAGUUGAGCGUUCUUCCAAUUAUCAGCAACACGCUCGUGAACGUAAGGAACGCAAACGCGUCUCGUUUGAUACGGGUCGAGAGCAUCGCGCGUCUGUUGACAGAAAGCACGCUCGGCAUGAAUCUGUCGAUCGCGAACGAAGGUGCCGUGCGUCUCUUGACAGACAUCGAGAAAACCCUACAUUUCUUGAUUAUGAGCGAGAAUGUCGUCCAUCUGUUGACCGCGAGCGACAGCAAUCCAUUGAUCGCGAACGAGAGCUUCGUGCAUUUAUUGACCGUGAACGAUAUUUUCGUGAAUCCGUUGAUCGCGAACGAGAGCGUCGUGCUUCCAUUGACCGGAGACACGGUCUUUGCGUUUCAGUCGAUCGUGAGCGCCACACGUCGAUUGGACGACAUCACAAAUAUCAAUCUGUUUCUAAGACGUUUCCCCGUCCACCAGUGUGUGCUGUCUCCUUCAAGCCUCCUACCACGGGUCCCCAAUGUCGUCGUACUCGUCGAUCUUCGUUUGACUACGCGACUGCUCGUGACUACUCUGGUGAACGUCAUCCCGUUUAUGUUUUGCCUCCACCUGCUCUGGCUCCCCAAGUACAUCUGCCUCCACGACAACGCGACCGCACCUCGAUGGAGGCGGUUCGUCGCCUUCCUUUCCCUAGCACGGAGGUCCCUCAGGUUGAACGGUCUACCGAGUCGUUGGGGCUAUCCCGCUUCAAUCCCUUUAACAGGGUGCGCUUUGCGUCAAUGUCUACUUCGCAGAAGAAGCCGUCGAUGCUCGAACUACCAAAGGUCUACUCCAAUCGUCUCCGCCGCAAAACUGCUGGUCGAGCAUGAUCUUGUUUUGUGUCCCACAUUGUAGUAAUUGAAUACAUCAAUAUUAGACUCGCAAACUACAUAGACUACUUCCCCAACAUGAUAUAUCCAUCACCAUAGACCAUAGAACUUUAGAUUGUAUUGUGUACCCCCUGACCUUCGUUAUAAUCACACGGAAAAAUCUUGG
Messenger RNA from Suillus clintonianus, 1459 nucleotides. RefSeq lists its product as uncharacterized. The coding region runs from base 181 to 1293 and encodes 370 amino acids. The transcript has 3 exons. The record is from RefSeq and is a predicted model, not a curated record. NCBI's taxonomy places the organism in Eukaryota, Fungi, Basidiomycota, Agaricomycetes, Boletales, Suillaceae.